Messenger RNA from Aspergillus affinis, 1158 nucleotides. RefSeq names its product alpha/beta-hydrolase. NCBI's taxonomy places the organism in Eukaryota, Fungi, Ascomycota, Eurotiomycetes, Eurotiales, Aspergillaceae. The coding region runs from base 1 to 1158 and encodes 385 amino acids. The record is from RefSeq and is a predicted model, not a curated record. The transcript has a single exon.
AUGCUAUCUCCCCCUCCCCCUCAUCCACUGACCCCAGGCCCUCACACCUUCCUCUCCGCUUCCAAAAACCUCACAUUCGAAUACAUCAUCCACAGCAACACACCCGAACAUCCCUCCCACGUCAAUCACAAUCUAAUAAUAAUCCACCCCCCAGCAUGGGGUCUCGGCUCCUCAUAUCUCCAACACGGCCUCCGUCCACUCCUCACCCGCUGUCCAUCUUCAUCCCCAUCUUCAUCCUCCCCAAAACCAAAACCCUACAUCCUCCUCAUGCACCACCCUCGAGGCACAGGCGCCAGCACACGCCCCCUCUCACAAACAGCCAUGUCCUCAUUCGAACUAGCAAGCGAUCUCGAAGACCUCCGAAUCCAUCUAAACCUAGAAAAGAUACCAACAUUACUGGGCCAUUCGAACGGCGGUGCGAUCGCAUUAUCAUAUGCAGAGAUGUAUCCCGACAGAGUGGAGAAAUUGGUAUUAGUGGGAGGACAGUUAGUUGGGUUUAAAAAUAUCACCCUAGCGGAGGAGGAGGAGAGGAGUGUUGAGGAUCAGAGGAGGGGAUCUCAAGACGAAGAUGAAGGUGUAGUAAAUGAUGGUAAUGAUAGGGGGAGCGGGAGUGUGAAUCGACCGGGGAAAGAGAACGACAACGAGAAUAGGAAUGAAGAAAGACAUGAAGAUGGAGACAAACAACAACACAGCAAAAAAGAUAUCAACACCAACGUCCUAGAAAACCCACGCCACGACCCCCGCUACUCCAGCACAAGCACACUCAAACUCAACAGAUCCUCCGAUGAGACAUUCACAGCCUCCGUGAACGCCAUAUGGCCGCUAUACUUCUCGAACCCAACUCAACACCUUCACUCGCUACUCUCCGCAAUCGGCGACCACGUGAUGCCGGUAUGGUGUUACGAGUGGGUAUACGGGAGUGAUCAAGUCUAUGAAGAGUCCGGGGAGAUGGUGAGUCGAUUAGGGGAUGUGAAAGCUCAGACGUUGAUCAUUUCUGGGGCGGAGGAUUUGGCAUGUAGGGUUGAGAGCGCGGAGAAGAUGCGCGAUGGGAUUGCUGGGAGCAGGUUGGUGGUUUGCGAAGAAUGUGGGCAUUUCCCGUGGAUCGAGGCGAGGGAGAAAACAUUGCAUGAAAUCAGGAGGUUUGUUGAGAAGACUUAA